UAACCUCCUCCUUUAAUCAAUGAGAGGCGAUGGUGCUGUGGUGAUCGUGUCAUCGCGAACAAUAUCACCCUGACCUUCAAAUUUGUUCGAAAUCAUGUGAUUUUAACCGUCAAAUAUUGAUCAGUCUGAUAACUGUAUUAAUUUUGUUCAUCUAUAAUCAUCAUCCGAUUGCAAAAUGGCUGUUUCGGAGCAAUUUAUCUUUCUCCUUCUUGGCUUCAUAGUAUCGCCUUUCUUGUUCAUGCUGGCUGUCAUUAUUGUCCCCGCUUGCUUCGGCGUGUCCUUUGGCAUCAGGAGACUCUACAUCAGGACUCUGCUGAAAAUAUUUGAGUUUGGAAAGCAAAAAUUGGAAGUGGCCAUCAAGCACUCGGAGCCUCCAGAUGAAGUGAAAGAAGUUGAUCUCCCUGAAGAAACCCCUCAGACACGCCUUACAAAAAACGGGACCAGUUUAAUUCACAAGGACUCUCCCAGGCACCUGGCUGAUGGAAUCAAGGCUGAGGCUCAGGGACUGCGUUACAACAGGUCCUUUGAUACAUUCAGGAGAGAAUUUGAGCUUUCAGAUGUCUGCUAUUUCUGCAAGAAAGGUGUUGAGGCAAUCUGUGAUGAUGAAGUUACAAAAAGAUUCUCUGCUGAGGAAUUGGGUUCCUGGAACCUCUUGACCAGAACAAGUAUGAGAUACCAGUAUUUAAGUGUACGUCUGACAGUGCUCUGGUUUAUUGGCUGUGUCUUCCGCUACUGCUUCUUGCUCCCUCUCAGAUUGGCAGUCCUGUCCAUAGCUAUCACAUACUUGGUGGUGUCUGGAGCCUUCCUGGGGUACUUUCCAAAUUGGAAAAUCAAGAAAGUUCUGAACAAGUACAUCAGCUUGACUGUGUACAGGAUAGCAUGUAGGAGUUUCUCUGCUCUCAUCACCUAUCAUAACAAGGAUAAUCGAGCCAAGGGAGGAGGAAUCUGCGUGGCCAAUCACACCUCACCAAUAGAUGUCCUCAUAUUAUCAAGUGACAACUGCUAUGCUUUUAUUGGUCAGAAGCAUACCAAGUUCUUAGGCAUCAUCCAGCAAGCCAUGAGCUGGUCUGGGAUGGAUCACAUCUGGUUUGAGAGAUCAGAGAUGAGGGACAGGAAAAAUGUUACCCAAACGUUAAAAGAACAUGUAGAAGAUGCUUCCAAAAUGCCAAUGCUGAUUUUCCCAGAAGGAACAUGUAUCAACAACACAUCAGUUAUGAUGUUCAAGAAAGGCAGCUUUGAAAUCGGAGGCAGGAUAUACCCAGCUGCAAUAAAGUAUGAUCCUCGCUUCGGCGAUGCUUUCUGGAACAGCUCUCGAUACUCCAUGGUGCGCUACUUGCUGAUGAUGAUGACCAGUUGGGCGCUGGUUGUUGACGUUUGGUACCUACCGCCAAUGGAUAGAUUAGUGGACGAGUCUGCAGUUGACUUUGCUAACAGGGUAAAAGCAGCGAUAGCCAAGCAAGGAGGUUUACUUGACCUUGUCUGGGAUGGCCAGUUGAAGCGGAUGAGUGUAAAGCAGGAGUACCGAGAGAAGGAGCAGGAGGAGUACAGCAAGCUCCUCAAGGCAGAUUAGACCAGCAUCCCUCCCUAACACAGGUCCAGGACCGUAUUAUUGGACCUAAUGUGAGUCUGGUCCAGGACUUAUAAUUGAUCUUCUGCAAGUCUUGUCCAGGACUUAUAAAUGGUCUUCUGCUAGUCUGGUCCAGGACUUAUAAAUGGUCUUCUGCAAGUCUGAUCGAAGACUUAUUAUUGGUCUACCGUGAGUCUGGUCCGGGACUUAUCGUUAGUCAACUGUGGUUCUGUUCCAGGAAUUAUCAUUGGUCUACUGUGAGUCUAUUCUACUCUAAGUCUUUGGAUGGAGAGGUGCCUAUCCAUGAAUGUCUAGUUAAGUACAUUAUUUAAACUGGGAUUGGUUCUUAGACUAGUUGAACCGAGUCUGGUGAUAUACGCAUGUUUCCAUUGCUGAAAUCUUAAAAGCCAUCAACUCGUGUAGUUUAUGUCUGAUCUAGUAGUUUUUUUAAUUACUGCAUAAAUUCUCGGUAGGAACCUCUGUUCUUGGAUAGAGACACUGAUUACAUUUUUUUUUAAAGUUUGAGAUAUAAUGCCAUGGUUGUAAGGCAGGAUUUCUGAAUUUUGUCUGUAGUAUGUAAAAUUGUAGAAAGAUGAACUGAAUGAAUUUGGGGUUGAUUGGGUUGAGGGUAACGGGUAAAUUUAAGGAGAAUAAAAGUAAAAAAACAAUCAUUGUGCAUUUAAAAAAAAUAUAAGAUAUCAGUCAUUUGAAAUCACUAAGAAAAUCUCAGAUCUUGUGUUCAAUAUCAUAUGAACUAUGGCCCAACAGCUAAGAACUGGCAAGUUGCAACUCUAACAUCAGAGCAAAUGAGGCAAAUUUUGAUUUUUCUCUGAAUAGAUGUGAUUGAUAAAGAUGGCUCUUGGCAUGCCAUAAGAUUUCAGUUGAGUAAUCUACCGGAGUAAAUUACAAGUAUUCUACAUUAGCAUGUGCGGGCAAGUAUUAGAAAGCUUGAAAUACUUAAUGCUAGAAAGUACACAGCCCCUUUAAAAAAA
This is a messenger RNA of Strongylocentrotus purpuratus (purple sea urchin), 2559 nucleotides long. RefSeq names its product glycerol-3-phosphate acyltransferase 4. Gene Ontology annotation, biological process: triglyceride biosynthetic process. Gene Ontology annotation, molecular function: glycerol-3-phosphate O-acyltransferase activity. The transcript has 15 exons. NCBI's taxonomy places the organism in Eukaryota, Metazoa, Echinodermata, Echinoidea, Camarodonta, Strongylocentrotidae. The record is from RefSeq and is a predicted model, not a curated record. Gene Ontology annotation, cellular component: endoplasmic reticulum. The coding region runs from base 176 to 1570 and encodes 464 amino acids.